Messenger RNA from Kazachstania africana CBS 2517, 2841 nucleotides. RefSeq names its product trifunctional formate-tetrahydrofolate ligase/methenyltetrahydrofolate cyclohydrolase/methylenetetrahydrofolate dehydrogenase MIS1 (gene MIS1). Gene Ontology annotation, molecular function: formate-tetrahydrofolate ligase activity; ATP binding; methenyltetrahydrofolate cyclohydrolase activity. Gene Ontology annotation, cellular component: mitochondrion; cytosol. The transcript has a single exon. Lineage: Eukaryota; Fungi; Ascomycota; Saccharomycetes; Saccharomycetales; Saccharomycetaceae. Gene Ontology annotation, biological process: tetrahydrofolate interconversion. Bases 1 to 2841 code for a protein of 946 amino acids. The record is from RefSeq and is a predicted model, not a curated record.
AUGAUAUCUCUGCGUCAUUAUCAUCUCCUGCGAGGGACUGCUUUAUCAAAGUCAAUUGUUGACCAAAUUAAAACCAAUGUGGUAACGCUGAAGAGAAAAUAUCCGGAUUUCAGCCCCACAUUAAAAAUUAUUCAAGUUGGUAAUAAAUCAGACUCUAGCACUUACAUCCGGAUGAAACAGAGAGCGUCAAAGUCAUGCCUUAUCACGACAAUAGUGGAAAAACUACCUUUAAACGUCUCUGAAGAUGAAGUUCUAGCAAGAAUAGAAGAAUCGAACAGUGAUUCUGCAAUAGAUGGCAUCAUAGUACAGUUACCUCUACCUAAGCUGUUAAAUGAACAAACCAUUACUGAUGCCAUAUUGCCUUCAAAAGAUGUUGAUGGCCUAACGGUUUUCAAUUCAGGACAACUGGCAAAAAGAGGUGGCCAUCCUUUUUUCUUACCAUGCACCCCAAAUGGUAUAAUGGAACUUUUAAGGUCCGAUCCAAAUAUAAUCGUAGAGGGGAAAGUCGCUCUAGUUAUAGGAAGGUCAGAUAUUGUCGGUAACCCUCUUGCGACAAUGUUAAGGAAGGAGAAUGCCACAAUAAUUAGUUGCCAUAGCAAGACGAAAAACAUAGAAAGGCUAAUAAAAUUAGCAGAUAUUUUAGUUUCAGCUUGUGGAAUUCCCAAUUUUGUCAAAGGCGAAUGGCUUAAGAAGGAUGCAGUCAUAAUUGAUGUUGGGAUUAAUUACGUAAAGGAUAAAAGCAAAAAAUCAAAGAGAAAACUAGUGGGUGACGUCGAUAUCGCUUCAGUAAAGAAUACAAUAGGCUUUCUUACACCAGUUCCUGGUGGUGUUGGCCCAAUGACAGUCGCCUCUCUCAUGAACAAUGUCUUCAUUGCUGCUAAAAACAGUAUCGCGGGCAAAACAUUCCAUCCGUAUAUUUCCCCUCUGCCAUUACCAAACUUGGAAAACAACACUAAAGUGUCUGAUUUUCAAAUAUCCAAGUUACAGAAACCCAAGCGUAUUGAAAAAUUAGCUGAAGAGUUGGGAAUUCUACCAGAUGAACUUGAACUGUUCGGUCAUUUCAAGGCAAAAAUAUCAACAUCCAUCCUCGAAAGAUUAAAAAUGAAACAAAAUGGCAAGUACGUUUUGGUUGCUGGUAUUACACCUACGCCCUUUGGUGAAGGAAAGUCUGCGACCACGAUUGGCUUGGCUCAAGCACUCACUGCCCAUUUGGGGAUCCCUUCAAUAGCUAACUUACGCCAGCCUUCCAUGGGCCCAAUAUUUGGUAUGAAAGGGGGAGCUGCUGGGGGAGGUUUUUCACAAGCUAUACCCACCGAAGAAUUCAAUUUACACCUUACUGGCGACAUGCAUGCAAUUACUGCAGCCACUAAUCUUUUAGCAUCGGCAGUUGAUACAAGAUACUUCCAUGAAUCGACGCAAAAGGAUAUUACUCAAUUUUUUAGUCGAUUAGUAACCAAUAAACGAAAUGGGAAACAAGAAUUUACUCCUUUCAUGCUCAGACGGUUGAGAAAAUUAGGAAUUUCGAAAAAGAAUCCAAACGAACUCUCUUUAGAAGAGAUACGACAAUUUUCUUUAUUAAAUAUAAACCCCGAUUCGAUUAUUGUGAAUCGAGUGAUAGAUAUGAAUGACAGAAUGUUAAGGAAAAUAACGCUCGGGCAAGCUCCUUCUGAGAAGGGUCUCAUUCGAGUUUCAAGAUUUGAAAUUACAGCUGCAUCUGAAUUAAUGGCCAUUUUAACUUUGUCUAAAAGCAUUAAAGACCUCAGAAAAAGGGCCGGUGAAAUAGUUGUUGCAUUUGACUACGAUGGAAACCCUAUCACUGCAGAAGAUAUCGGAUGCGCUGGUGCGGUAGCAGCUCUGCUAAAAGACUCGAUGAAACCAACAUUAAUGCAAACACUUGAAGGAACUCCAGUUUUAGUACAUGCAGGCCCUUUCGCUAAUAUAUCAAUAGGAUCAUCAUCAAUCAUGGCAGAUCUUAUAGGACUAAAGUUAAUGGGUCAAACAAACGAUGAAAAUUCAACUACUGGAUUUGCGGUAACCGAGGCUGGAUUUGAUUUCAGUAUGGGUGGUGAACGCUUCCUGGAUAUUAAAUGCCGCUCAUCUUCUCUGAUUCCAAAUGUGGUUGUCCUCGUUGCUACACUUCGAGCUUUAAAGAUGCAUGGCGGUGGUACUGACGUUAAACCGGGCCAACCAAUUCCCAAAGAAUAUAUGGAAGCGAAUACUGAGCUAGUGAAGAAGGGUCUUAAGCACUUGAAGAAACAAAUAGAUAAUGUUAAAGAGUAUGGAAUCCCCUGUGUUGUGGCAUUAAACAGAUUUGAAACCGAUACUGAGGAGGAAUUCGAAGUCGUGAGGCAAAGUGCUUUAAAAGCAGGGGCUUUUGAUGUAAUAAAUUCUAAUCAUUACGCUGAAGGCGGUAAAGGAGCAGUAGGGUUAGCGCAUGCCGUUGUAAAUGCAUCUCAGAAAGAUAGAAAUUUCCAUUUUUUAUAUAACCUAGAGGAUAGUUUUGAGGAGAAGGUUAGAAAAGUGGUGGCAAAACUGUAUGGAGGCCAAGAUAUUUCUAUGUCAAAAGAAGCAGAGAAUAAGAUGAAAAAAUAUGAGACUCUUGGAUAUGGUAAUCUGCCAAUAUGCAUAGCAAAGACGCAAUAUUCUUUAUCAGCAGAUCCCAAGCUGAAAGGUACGCCAAAUGGGUUCAUUAUCCCAAUAAAGGACAUCAAAUUAUCAGCUGGUGCUGGCUACAUUCAAGUUUUAACGGAGGGGAUCCAGACAAUGCCUGGAUUACCGACACGCCCAGGUUUCAUGGAUAUGGAGAUUAAUGAGAAAGAUGAGAUUGAAGGUCUAUUCUAA